This is a messenger RNA of Myxocyprinus asiaticus (Chinese sucker), 1821 nucleotides long. Its product is annotated as serine--tRNA ligase, cytoplasmic-like. The transcript has a single exon. Bases 50 to 1078 code for a protein of 342 amino acids. Gene Ontology annotation, biological process: seryl-tRNA aminoacylation. Gene Ontology annotation, molecular function: tRNA binding; serine-tRNA ligase activity; ATP binding. NCBI's taxonomy places the organism in Eukaryota, Metazoa, Chordata, Actinopteri, Cypriniformes, Catostomidae. The record is from RefSeq and is a predicted model, not a curated record. Gene Ontology annotation, cellular component: cytosol.
CCUUCCUUUCCUUCAUUCACCCGCACCGCACACCUGGUCCGCAGCCACUAUGGUGCUCGAUUUAGACCUGUUUCGCACCGACAAAGGCGGCGAUCCUGAAAUCGUGAGGGAGACCCAGAGGAAAUGUUUUAAAGAUGUGUCUCUGGUGGAUAAACUGGUCCAGGCGGACACAGAAUGGAGGAAAUGUCGCUUUACUGCAGAUAAUCUAAACAAGGCCAAGAAUCUGUGCGGCAAGGCCAUUGGCGAAAAAAUGAAGAAGAAAGGGCCAGUUGGUGAUGAUGAGACUCUUCCAGAGGAGGCACAGAACUUGGAAGCCCUCAAUGCAGAAACAUUAUCACCCCUCACAGUGACUCAGAUCAAAAAGGUGCGGUUACUGGUGGAUGAAGCAGUGCAGAAGACAGACAGUGAUCGACUAAAGCUGGAGGCGGAACGCUUUGAGUACCUGAGAGAGACUGGAAACCUUUUACACCCCUCUGUGCCCAUUAGCAAUGAUGAGGAUGCAGAUAAUAAGGUGGAGCGCACCUGGGGCAACUGCUCAGUGCAGAAGAAGUACUCACACGUGGACCUGGUCAUCAUGGUGGAUGGAUACGAAGGAGAAAAAGGAGCAGUUGUGGCUGGUAGCAGAGGAUACUUUCUCAAGGGGCCUCUAGUUUUCCUGGAGCAGGCCUUAAUAAACUAUGCAUUGCGGAUCCUGUACAGCAAGAACUACAAUCUCCUCUACACACCCUUCUUCAUGAGGAAAGAAGUUAUGCAGGAGGUUGCUCAGCUAAGCCAGUUUGAUGAGGAACUCUACAAGGUGAUUGGGAAAGGAAGCGAGAAGUCAGAUGACAAUACAGUGGACGAGAAGUAUUUGAUCGCCACAUCAGAACAGCCAAUUGCUGCCUUCUUGAGAGAUGAGUGGCUGAAGCCAGAGGACCUCUCCAUCCGGUACGCCAGCUUCUCCACCUGCUUCAGACAGGAAGUGGGCUCUCACGGCAGAGACAUGCGUGGGAUCUUCAGGGUCCAUCAGUUUGAGAAGAUUGAGCAGUUUGUGUACGCCUCCCCUCAUGACAACAAAUCCUGGGAGAUGUUUGAUUAAAUGAUCGGAACUGCUGAAGUGUUUUAUCAGUCAUUAGGAAUUCCCUACCGCAUCGUCAACAUUGUGUCAGGUGCAUUGAACCAUGCCACCAGUAAAAAGCUGGAUUUGGAGGCUUGGUUCUCAGGCUCCCAGGCCUUUAGAGAGCUUGUGUCCUGCUCAAACUGCACUGACUACCAGGCUCGCCGCCUGCGUAUUCGCUAUGGCCAGACCAAGAAGAUGAUGGACAAGGCUGAGUUUGUGCACAUGCUAAAUGCCACCAUGUGCGCGACCACUCGUGUUAUCUGUGCGAUCCUGGAAAUCUUCCAGACAGAGGAAGGCAUCAUUGUUCCAGAACCCCUCAGGGCAUUCAUGCCUCCAGGUUUAACAGAAAUGAUCAAGUUUGUGAAGCCUGCCCCCACUGACCAGCAGGCAUCCAAGAAGCAGAAGAAACAACAGGAAGGAGGCAAGAAGAAGAAACAGCAGGGUGGUGACACUGAUCUAGAGAAGAAAGUAGAGAAUAUGUUAGUCGAUGACUCUUAAACCCGCCCCCUACAAUCCAAGCAAUAACAAUGGUUUUUCAUGAAACUUCCAAUUUAUCCCCCCUGCCCCCUUCACUGUCAUUGUCCACUGAAACAGUCACUCCAUUUCUUCCAUGUCAUCUCCUUUGCUGCAUUUUACUUCUUCUCGGACAGUUUUAUGGGGCUGUCUGUGGUAAAAUUGAAAUCUUCAAUUCAAAAUGCAUGAUGGUGUAACAGACAUCCAAA